This is a messenger RNA of Bacillus rossius redtenbacheri, 1249 nucleotides long. RefSeq lists its product as uncharacterized. The transcript has a single exon. The annotation marks the transcript as partial. Gene Ontology annotation, cellular component: histone methyltransferase complex. Gene Ontology annotation, molecular function: protein binding; histone H3K4 methyltransferase activity. Lineage: Eukaryota; Metazoa; Arthropoda; Insecta; Phasmatodea; Bacillidae. Gene Ontology annotation, biological process: positive regulation of DNA-templated transcription. The record is from RefSeq and is a predicted model, not a curated record.
ACGUGCGAAAAUUCCGUGGCUCUGGUUUAUGAUCUUUGUGACGGAAACAUCCUGGUUAAAUUUUUUUGUUUUUUUGUCGCGGCAACGAGUGAAGGAACGCGGUUUGCGGAGCUGUGGGAAAGCGCGUGCUCCGGGGUGUUGCAGCCCAACUGCUACUCGCGGGUGGUCGACAUCCUCGGCAAGAAGCACAUCCUGAUCUUCGCGCUGCGCCGCAUCCUCCAGGGCGAGGAGCUCACCUACGACUACAAGUUCCCCUUCGAGGACGUCAAGAUCCCGUGCACCUGCGGCUCGCGCAAGUGCCGCAAGUACCUCAACUGAGCGCCCGCAUGGCCUGUGAUCAGCACCUAGCCAAAUAUUAUACAAAGUUUUUAUAUCACACGCGAAAAAAAAAAAUGCUGGUAUGUACAGUGUAAUAUAGUUUUUAGAAAGUUGUAUAGUAUGUAUUUUUUUGUAAGUCCUGUACUGGCACACACACUAUUUUACCACUGUGUGGUACCUGCUAACUUGAUGCUGAUAAUAUGUUGAUACUGUAAAUUUUAUCUUUGCCUAGCUUACCUGUGAUCUUUGCUACCUUUUAUUCAUCAACUUCCUUUUUUUUUUGUAUGUUUUUUUUUUUUAAUGGCUGGUGUAUUAUGUUUCUGCAGCAGAAUUUUGAUAAACUUCCGAUGAUUGUUAUACACCCUGUGAUAAGUGCUUCUUUUGUACGGGGUCCCGUGAGAGUGGUGCUGUUGUGAUAUUACGAGCGGAAGUGUUACUCGUUUCGGCGGUUGGUGAAACGGAAAGCUUUCAAAACACAUCUUGUCACUGCAGUAAUUUUCUGUUACGUGUCGAACAGUGGUUUUAUUUUGCUACCUCUUAAGAUAAAAGUGAGUCUUGCCGCAAGAGCUGUCGCACUGGGCCCCGCUUGUACAUAUGUACGUGGUAACUUAAUUGUAUGUUUUACAGAUGACACUGACGUCCUCUAAAGCACGUCUCUUAGAUGAAUUUUUCCCUCAGUGGUAAUAACUCAAAUCACGUACAAUACAGCAGGUUACAGUAGCGUUUAGCUUUGUGUAGUUUAGUAUUCCUGUACACAAUUAACUCAUUAACUUUGUACAUCAUGUCACAAGUGUCGUUUCUCUUUGUUUUGCACAGCGAUAAACGCGUUUAUUUGAAAUUAAACAAAUCUCUAUUAUUGUCUUCAGUUCAAUUGUAUAUUACUUGAAGACAAAACCUCACAAAUAAAAAAAAUGCAAUUUUUAUAAUCACA